Messenger RNA from Hyposmocoma kahamanoa, 1076 nucleotides. RefSeq lists its product as uncharacterized. Gene Ontology annotation, molecular function: protein binding. The transcript has 2 exons. NCBI's taxonomy places the organism in Eukaryota, Metazoa, Arthropoda, Insecta, Lepidoptera, Cosmopterigidae. The record is from RefSeq and is a predicted model, not a curated record. The coding region runs from base 1 to 861 and encodes 286 amino acids.
AUGGCGAGUGCUCUGAAGAAAGCACGCGUGCUGGCCUUCGUAGAGACAGCUUUACAACUUGCCGUAUUCUAUCAUGAAAUAAAAGGUUUGGUGGCUACUUCGUCUGAUUCUAACUUCCUUCCAGCGCACGCAUUCCCUUCGCCUUACGAUAUGGGUUCCUUCAAAAGAGGUGUGAAAAGACAUCUUCUUCUUCAGGUGAUAAAUAUAGAUAUGCACACUAGAGUGAUAAAGAUUUUGGAUGGCGAUAUAGAUUCAUGGUAUUCAUUGUCAGAAUUCGACGUAAUUGAAUCAGACCUUGGAGUUACUGGCAAAGUGUUGAAAAAUUUCGCACGCCAAUAUACAAAUAUUAUAUCUCUAAGAAAUGUAAAUGCUGUACUCUUAGUAGCAUUGGACGAAAAUUGUAUCAAAAGAAAUCCGUUUGCUUCUCUACGUAGUGACACAUCACUAACAGAUUUCGAGUUGCGUUGUGAACAAGGUUCUGUUCCUGUGCACAGAGUUGUGCUAGCCAUCUCCAGCCCAGUGCUUAAAACUUUCUUAGAAGGCGAGAACAAUUGGCUCGAAAACAGUUGGUACAGGUUUGCGAAAACCGACUUAUCAACGCUACAACAUCUAAAAGACUAUAUUUACAUGGGCGUGUUGCCUGACGACGGUCUAGAAAACCUUUUGUUGCUAGCUUCGUGUUACAUGAUGGACGAUUUGAAAAACGAGUGCAUAUCGAAAAUAUUAGCGAACGUAACACCGGAAAAUGCUCUUGAAAUUUGCGAGUUUUCAAUAGUCAACAAAAUGACGAAGCUGUUCCUCGGAUUUCUUAAGAUUGUGCAGGAUGGUACAGUGAAGGUUGAAGAAAUAGCAAACGUCUAGCGCGCUUGUGAAUUCACACUUAUGUAAUUGAAUAUCCAUAUCCAUUGAAUAAGAAAGUCCAGGUCUUCAGAUAUUCCGUAUUAUGAGGUACCUACAUAAUUUGCAAGGUGGCAAUGGCAUGUGUUACUUCGACCAGCAGUGGCAUCUAGCGACAAAAUUAGUAACCACUAAAUUAAAAUGUCAAUGAAUUGAAUUGACUUUCAAUUUCUAAUUGC